AAACCGAAAAGAAAAAAAGUAAGAAGAAAAAGAAUCAAUCAUUGCUCAUUCCAGUGAAGAGAAGCUUCUCUCAAGUAGUUAAAAGAAAGCAAAUCAACCCCACAAAUUUGAUAAAAGCAAGAGAUGAAGAUGAAAAGUUCUAAAAUAGGAGGGUCAAAGAGGAGUUGUCCAUGGUCUUGGAAGGGAAAUGGAGGGUUCUUUAGGGAAGAAAGAGGUAGGCUUUACAUAAUAAGAAGAUGUAUCAUUAUGCUUCUUUGCUGGCACGACUGAAAGUAUAUAUUAUGGAGAAAUGAAGAAUCCCUGCAUAUCCUACCACAUGGAAGCUAAAGCUAGCAAGCUCAAGUAAACAUUUUAGGUUUUACUUUAUCUUAUGUGUAUAUCAAAUAAUAUACAUAUAUAUUCAAGGAUAAACUUUUUUUU
This is a messenger RNA of Gossypium arboreum, 420 nucleotides long. RefSeq names its product small polypeptide DEVIL 4-like. NCBI's taxonomy places the organism in Eukaryota, Viridiplantae, Streptophyta, Magnoliopsida, Malvales, Malvaceae. Gene Ontology annotation, biological process: negative regulation of cell population proliferation. The transcript has a single exon. The record is from RefSeq and is a predicted model, not a curated record. The coding region runs from base 124 to 270 and encodes 48 amino acids.